Molecule: messenger RNA, 3151 nt
Organism: Drosophila suzukii
Lineage: Eukaryota; Metazoa; Arthropoda; Insecta; Diptera; Drosophilidae
Source: RefSeq, a predicted model, not a curated record
AUUCCCAGCUGCAUAUUCUGAAAGUCCUUGGUAUAUAAGGCGCAUAAAAUACAUAGUGUUAAUGCAAGUGAGCGGCAAGUCUAUAAUAGUGGCAGCUCCUCGUGCGAAUUCCACCUAUCCCGAUCAGAGCAAAGUCAUCGAGCCUGGUGCGAUCUUCAGAUGCCUUUUCAAAGACGGUAGCUGCACUUCGUAUGACGUAGAUAAUAAGGGCAACCAUUAUGAAAAGGCAAGCACGGAUGUCCUCCGGGCCAAGGGCAAGGACUUUCAGUGGAUGGGCGGAUCGAUGGAUGGUGGCAUUCUGGAUACGGAUAGGUUCCUUGUAUGUGCCCCGCGAUUCCACAGUGCAACAGAGGUGACACGUGAUGGAUGGAAGUAUGAUUCCGAUACCAAAACCGCAGCUAAUAUCUCCAUGAUUGGAAUCUGCUACUGGCUGAAGGACACAACUGAGGAGGAGCCGGAUGUCACGGAUAUCUGUCCAUUCGCAUUAAGAAAUAAACAGACUGAGACAAUUGGCGAAGACACAAAGCCCUUUUAUCAAAUGGGGCAACUCGGACUCAGUGCACACGUGUCGAAGGCCUCGACACUCGUAAUGGGAGCACCAGGAAUCGAUAUGUUUAGGGGCUCGGUGUAUCUGAAUCCAGAAAACCAGGAACCCGGUGGAAAUCGGUUGGUGCGUGACACGAGUAGAGAACUUCACCGCUAUAGACGGCACGUACCGCAGCGAAAGAACUGGAACCAAGAGGAGGACUCGUACUUUGGAUACGCCGUUAGCUCCGGCUACUUCGACAGCUCAAACCCCAAAAAACUGCUCUAUGUGGCCACCGCUCCUCACGCCAACAAUAAAUCCGGUGAGGCCUACAUCUUUGAAUAUCAAGAUGAAGGAAGGUCCAUCCAAAACCUCGCCAACUUCCGUGGAGGGCAGUUUGGCGAAUAUUUCGGCUAUUCCGUUUUGGUAGAGGAUCUCAAUGGAGACGGAAAACCCGACCUUAUCAUUUCUGCGCCCCAGCACGCUUUGGAGGAUUCAUACGACAACGGGGCCAUCUAUGUUUUUACCAACAAUGGCUCUCUUACUUUUGACCACACGAUUAUUCAUUCGCCAGUGGGCAGUAAGGGGCGGUUUGGAACUACUCUAUCGCAAAUAGGCGACAUCAAUCAAGAUGGUUACAACGACGUGGCCGUGGGAGCUCCCUUUGCCGGAAACGGAUCGGUGCUAAUCUACCUGGGCAACAAGGAUGGGCUGCGGGAUCAGCCGAGUCAGCGACUGGAUGCUCCUCCCCAUCAAGCUUCCGUUUACGGAGCACACAUGUUUGGUCACGGUUUAUCCCGUGGAUCGGAUGUAGAUGGCAACGGGUUCAACGAUUUCGUUGUCGGAGCUCCCAACGCCGAGGCCUCUUAUCUAUACAAGGCAUAUCCUGUUGUAAAAAUAUUUGCAAGAAUAGAACCCACCUCACAUCGGAUCCAACCGGAGCAGGAAAAAUUAAAUAUCACCGCCUGCUUUAGACUGAUAACCACUUCCAAGAUCAAUAAGGUUCAGAAGCAGAGGCUAAACAUCUCGAUUGACCUCGACACGGAUAAGGAGUUCAUGGAUAAGCGGGCUGUAUACGAGGGCGAUAGAGUGAUUCGCUUUACGGGUAUUGCGAUAUUGGAAGAGACGUGCAGGAAUUUCGAAAUUCAAAUGGUCAGGAAAGCUAAGUUCGAGAACAUUACGAUGAAAAUGAUCUACACGAUAGGGAAGAAGAUUUCGGACUUAGAAGAGUUCUGCGAAGAGUGCGCGGUUGUUGAUCCGGCAGAACCGAAGUUUUCCACAGGGAACAUAACCUUCAACACGGGCUGUCCCACUUUUGAUUGCGUUGCUGAUCUGAAGUUGAGGAGCAUCAAUGUGAGAUCCGAGUUCAUUUUUGGUACAUCCGACACUCUCCGUCUGAGAUAUAACAUCACCAACGAAGGGGAAAACGCCUAUCAGCCACAGUUCAACGUGACCAGCAUUCCCCGCCUGGAUUUCGCCCAGAUUCCGGGAAACUGCAGAAAAUAUAAAGACGUCUUGAUGUGCGAUCUGAACCAAGGAUUUCGAAUUGCCAAAUUUAACUCCACUUACGUCGAUGUAGUCUUCGACGUGACCCAACUGGGAGGACAGUCUCUGACUAUCUACGCAAAUGUUUUCAGUGCCCUGAACGAGUCCAAUCCAGAGGACAAUAACCUAACCACCGUGAUCACUCUGAAGGAGCGCACCGAGAUCGAUGCUAUCGGAUUUCAGACAAAUGAUCAAAUUGUUCUCAAAAAGGACCCUUACAUUUCGGAACUCAUCAACCAUUACGAGUUCAAGAGCCACGGCCCCAGUACUAUAGAAAAGUUAAACCUGUCGCUUUAUAUUCCAAUAGCGUAUAAGACGUCUGAUUCUGAUAUAUAUCCCAUUAUGGAUAUAUCAAGCUUAAAGAUACAGUCCAGCUACAACGAUUCUAAGCAACUUACCAUCGAGCUCUUCGACCCCAAUAAUUUACUUCUAAAGAACUUCACCCAGGAACAUAGGCAGACCACCUUAUCGACGCCACGGAUGCGUAGGGAGGUGAAAGGUCUGAAAGUGAAAUCCGAUUCAGAGCGGCUAGAGCAAAAUGCUAGCAUAUCACAAGUCCAGACCAACGAACUGCUGUUGGAAGAGAACCUGCCGAAGGAUAACACCAUUGUGUUGAACUGCCAGGAAACAAACCGAACGAUAUGCGUACGGGUCGAAUUGGGGCUCGACUUUAAGCCAGAUAAACCUUUAAGCCUAAACAUAAGCUUCAACGUGGAUCUGAAUGAGGCUGAGGAUUUCUGGGAGUACUUUGUCAUCAAGACGGAUCUGAGGCUUCUCAAGAAGGGAGAUCCCUCAUGCAGUUCGUUCAGGAUUAACAAGAAGAUCAAAUCGAAUGUGAUAUGCAAGCAUGCUGAAGUGUCCAUUUGGAAAAUUAUUUUGUCCGUUAUCGGGGGCGUGGUGGUGCUCUCUGCAAUAACUUACGCUCUUUAUAAGAACGGAUUUUUUAAACGUACCAUAAAGUACGAGCUAACCAAGCUAAUUCGAGAUAGUUUUGUGGAGGAAAUGGCUGAGUCGAGGGAGAAUUCUGAUGCAGAUGCGGAUUCCCGGGCAGAAUCGGAGGAUACAAGCGGAGGCGAAUAA